AUGUCCAUGCCGGCCAAGCCAGAUGAAGCUCCACCUCAGUCAUACACAGAAGAAGGCAGUAUCCUUGACAUCGUCGACGAACUCCGUACCGUCAGUGUUAGUAAAUAUGUCCAUUUGCCGCAGAUGAUCAUCUGUGGUUCCAAGUCCAACGCCAAACGCUCUGUUAUUGAAUCAAUUUCCGGCGUGAGCUUUCCAUCAAGGAAUGACUUUUACACUGGCUUCGUUACUGAGAUCAUACUACGCUAUGACCCAACACCUCACUUCAAAGUGAGCAUCCGGCCUGGCCCAACGAGAAUAAGCGAAGGCGACCUCUGGCACCUAGAAUCAUUUGAUCCCCCUGUUCACGACAACACUGAGCAGUCAGUCGCGCUGAUUGAGCAAGCAACGCAACUCGUCAAAUUCUCCCUCGAGGAUGGAUUCAGUGACGAUGUCAUGAGAGUUGAGGUCUCUGGUCCCGAUAAACCUGACCUGACUCUCAUCGACAUGCCCAGGCUCUUCUUCGCAGAUGGCAUAGACAAUGGAGGUCGAGAGAAGACUCCUGGUCGUCGGACGAUUGAAAACUACGUGCUGAAUCAACGGUGCAUCAUCCUCCCCGUGGUCUCCGCCAAAAUCGACAUCUGCCCUCAAAAGUUAAUCGACUUCGCUGACAAGUAUUAUCCUAACCGAGGAAGGAUCUUGGGAAUCAUCACCCAUCUUGACACACUCCAGGAGCCAGAGGAGGAAGCGUUAUGGUUGAAUGCCAUCAAAGAUCGGCAUCCUAAGUGCCACUGGGGUUGCACUUGGUGUGUACCAAGUCUUCCGAGACACGCCACUUGCUAG
Penicillium roqueforti is the source of this 819-nucleotide messenger RNA. RefSeq lists its product as uncharacterized. The record is from RefSeq and is a predicted model, not a curated record. Lineage: Eukaryota; Fungi; Ascomycota; Eurotiomycetes; Eurotiales; Aspergillaceae. Gene Ontology annotation, cellular component: microtubule; cytoplasm; membrane. The transcript has a single exon. Gene Ontology annotation, molecular function: microtubule binding; GTPase activity; GTP binding. Bases 1 to 819 code for a protein of 272 amino acids.